UCAUAAAUCAGCCGUCGAAACGGGCGCUCCUCCACAGGACUUGACAUGUGUGUGUAGUCCGCCCGGCAAAGAGCAGGCAGCAGGUCACUUAGAGCCAGUGGGACUGUCAUGAUAUAAACUUCACGUCUUCUACCUCGUUCGACUCUUGGGAAACAAAAGCGCGUUAAACGAAGGCCUACUUAUUGUUUUCUCAAAUGACUCAACAAGCAUACGUCGUCUCUGUUUCUAGUCAUUUGGUUUUGGAAACGGGUAGCCUUUUCGCCCAGAGAUUGGCCAUAGUGGGCCACUUAGCGUCCGAGGUGCAGUGGAGCACUAGGUAGCGCGUUCAUGAACGGUCGGUCGAGGCUCCCUGAGAAGGAUGGCUAUGACCGUGGCGAAGAUACUGCAUCUCUUGGCGGGAAUGGGGAUGGCUUUUCAGGCUCAAGUCAGCCACAUGCAGUUAAAAUCUCCAUAUGAUGCGCUGGAGCCCCCGCAUGGACUACUACACCAAGGGGUCUACCAUGCCGACACGCAGGGGCUAGCCGCUCACGGCACAGGGGCCCAUAUGGACCCGGGCUCCAAGCUUCGGUCGAGGAGGUGGACUCCCAGAGGCAGGUCUGGGGCCCCUAGUUGGGCCCCUGACAAGAGGGGCCAUUACCGAGACCAGCAUCGACCGGAAGAAAGCGAGCCAGACCUGUUGACCGAGGAGGGACACGACAAUUCCUCCCAAAUCGUGGACAUCGAUCAUGUCUACUAUACGUCUAAGAUCUACGGCCCGGGAGACCCUGGUGGUAAAGCGCUCUGGUUGGACAUUGAUCAGAUCUCAAAUGCGGACAGGAAGGUCCACGGCUUCAUCUCCAACACCCACAGACAAGCAGCCAAAGUCAAUCUUUCCUUUGACUUCCCCUUCUACGGCCACGUCUUAAAAGAAAUAACAGUGGCAACUGGAGGGUUCAUCUACACUGGUGACACAAUCCACUGGAUGUUAACGGCCACCCAGUACAUCGCCCCUCUCAUGGCUAACUUUGAUCCCAGCCUCUCUACAGACUCCAGUGUAUCCUAUGUAGAUAAUGGCACAGCGUUAGUGGUACAGUGGAACCGGGUCCACCUACAGGACAGCUCCGAGCUGGGGACCUUCACCUUCCAGGCCACCCUGCACAGCGACGGACGCAUCGUAUUCGCCUACAGAGACGUGCCCAUUGCUGUGGGGGACAUCAGUGCUCAGCACCAUCCGGUCAAAAUGGGCCUGUCGGAUGCUUUCGUUGUGCUUCAUAAGCUAGAGCAGAUACCCAAUGUCCGACGGAGGACCAUUUAUGAAUAUCACAAGGUGGAUAUCCUGAAGUCCAAUAUCUCCAACUGUACCGCAGUGGAGAUCCUGCCUCUGCCCACGUGUGUCCAGUUCUCCAGCUGUGGUACCUGUGUCACGUCUCAGAUCGGCUUCAACUGUAGCUGGUGCACCAGACUGCAGAGAUGCUCCAGUGGAUUUGACAGAAGCCGCCAGGACUGGGUGGACCACGGCUGCCCAGAAGAGAGGCGGGACCCGAGGUGCGUUCCCCCGGCCAACCUCACCAAAGCCAGGGCCCACCACCCCACCAACACCACCACUCCGGUCUCCGUCUCCAGCACGGAGCGUCACAGAGCCUCAGCGACCAGCUCCACCACCCUGGCUAAGGUCUCCACGGCGACCGACACCACCACCACCACCACCACCACCACCACCACCAGCGGCGGCGGCAGUGUGACCACAUCCGCAGCGCAGGACCCCAGCAGCUCCCCAGCGGAGGGUCAGUUCCUGGCGCUUGACAACGCAAAGAUGGAAUCACACGUCAACGAAGCACCUGAGGUAGACGGUUCAGGGCAGGGGGAGGAGCAACUGCAGACCCGCCUCCUGGCGGCCAUCAUCCUACCCAUGGUGAUCAUCGCCACGGUGAUCCUCCUGAGCGUUUACAUGUACAACCACCCCACCUCCACCGCCAGCCUCUUCCUCCUGGAGAGGCGUCCCACCCGAUGGCCCGUCAUGAAGUUCCGGCGGGGCUCGGGGAACCCGUCCUACGCCGAGGUGGAGGCGGGCCUCCAGGACAGGGACGCCACGGCGGUGGUGGACCCCAAGCAGGCCUUCAUCAUCACGGGCCGCAGGGAGAGCGACAUGAAGGAGGGCUUCAUCGUCCCCGACCAGAGGGAGCGCUGCCUGGUCUCCGAGAGCUCCUGACUGGGGACUACGUAUCCCAGAAGGCCUUGGGAUAAAGCGCUAGAGCGCUAUGCUAGAAACGCAUAUCUCAAGACAAAAAUGGGAAAUUGCAUUUUUUUCCUGAUUGGCAGAUUUUUCCUCGAGUUAAUUUUGAGGUAAGAAUUGGGAGGAUCUAGAAGAGGAAAAGUAACAAACCUCUAUGAGGAAUAAAGUAUUUAUGAAUUAAACGGACUGACUCGAAAGCGUGAUCCGUUACUUCUCAUCAGCGCCGAAUUCAACGUAUAAAAGAAGGUUUGCAUCGGUGUGAUUUCUAAAUGACGUCCGCCCGGUUGACAGAUGCGUCUGGAGAUCCCAGACACCACGGAGCAACAGACGGAUCGUUUUUUAAACGGUGUUUGCUGAGCCCGUCUGCCCUGGUCAUCCCCCGUGUGUGUCAACCGCGACGCAGAGCCCCCGGGCGGCUGACCGCCGUGUUGACGCUCUGCUCAGGUCGGUCCACAGUGACGUCCGUGCUCCUGCCCAAUGGCGCUGUGUCGUUCACACUUCCCUGGGCAGCGGGAAUGUGGCGCGCCGGUGUUAUUUCCUCCUCCGCUCCAAAAUACUGAGGCCGUUUCCCAGAGGCCGGGGCCCACCUUGUGGAGGGCAGAUGCCGGGCACGCGGUUCACAUCACAGUCAUGCCCCGCCCGCACUGAGCUUUGUUCUGACCUCUGACCUUCUUUCGUUUUUUUUCUGUGAAAAUCUAGACUUGAAAUGGGACUUUGUCCAAAAGUAGCCCCUGUCCGUUUAAAUCCCCUUCAGGGGGUUUAGGUAUGUUGUUGAUGGAACGACAGAACGACUUUUGCUUUCAUCAAGGAUGAUAAUGUCGAUGGAUAUGCAAUUUGGAAGUCUUGCCACACACAUGUACAUGCAAACACACAAACGGAUCGACAGCAUUGCUCUUGAGGUAAACCAGUGAAACAUUUAGCAUAUAAUGGACAGGGAUAGUUCAUACGAACGGUGAUCCUACCUGUGCCAAAUUCUUCGGUGGAGGAAUGUGAAAAUGACACCGUGGUGACUAGUUCUGCACAUCAGAAGUAAAAGUUGAACCAUAAAACAUGGGGUCUCUUAACGUCUAUUUAUUGUACAUUUUCCCCUAUUUUGUCAUUAAUUAAAGUCAUAGCCAUGAAAAUACUGAUUUUAUUUUAUUUGAGAUGCAGUGCACAAUUCCAAAAGAUGAACCAACAGUUUAAUCUCCCUGUCAACUUUUCUACCAAGAAAUAGAGUUUUUCACUAUCAACUGACAAAAUAUUUGGCAACAUAGAACAUCACGCAGUUAAAAUGAAUUCUCUCCAAUCUCUAAAUCAUCCUUCUGAAUAUUUGUUGCUCACUGUUAAAUAAACAGUGAGCAACAUAUGUGCAUUUCUUAACCCCAAUUUCUAAAUCCUCCUGAAUGUUGCUUUUAAAUAACCGGUACAAUAAGUGCAUUCAAGGUUAUGCAGCUUAUAAGGGACAUUGCAUUUGGUUAUCUGUAAAGCCUUUAAGGAGUGGCUUCAUAUAAUAAGGGUCUUCAAUCAUUUUGUAUAUGUUGCAUUUCAAAGUUAAAGGUAUAUCACGUAACAUUUCUUCAUUAAGAUAACUAAAAAACGACUAGACCUAUGUUAUAUAUUUUGUUGAGUUGUGUACUCACAUGAUCCCAAGUGUUUCCAACAAUAGUAAAACCGACUACGUCUUUUGUUAUUCUGUUCAUUGUGAGACCGUUUGUGGCAGAAAUGAUGUAUAAUACCUUCAAAUGUCAACUAUGUAGUGAUACUCAAUGAUACAUUCAAAAUAAACAGAGUGACAUAAUC
Molecule: messenger RNA, 3994 nt
Organism: Gadus chalcogrammus (walleye pollock)
Lineage: Eukaryota; Metazoa; Chordata; Actinopteri; Gadiformes; Gadidae
Gene: plxdc2a
Product: plexin domain containing 2a
Exons: 15
Coding region: 359-2188 (609 amino acids)
Source: RefSeq, a predicted model, not a curated record